CCAAAACCGCAGUAACGGGAAGUAUGCUACAUAUUGCGUGAUGAGCCGAAACUUGAUCUUCCGCAUACGGAGCUCCCACAGAUCUCUCUGGGCGUCGAAAUAGCGUCUGCCGGAGGAAUUAAUCACACGUUCUAAAAAAAGAGUUGAAGUUAAAAUAAGAAUUUGGUGGAUUACAAAACGAUUGGAAAACAAACAACGCCAUCGAAGUGUUGUUGGUUCUGUACUGCGAGCGUCGUUGAGGACUUAAGUGGGUAUUUCAAAUCGAUUGUUGUGAGUUAUUGCCUGGAGUUCUAGCAGCUGGAUUCAGCCAGUGCUGCUUAGUAGUUUAUGGUGUUUUUAAGUUUCUCCAGUCUUCCAGUUUGGUAGGGAUUCGUCUUGAGCCAAAAACUGCGAAUUUAGGAGAAAAAAGGAACUUAAUGUGAAUUAUUUUAAGCUGCAAAGAGAAGACAGUUAAGAAAUAACUUUCAGUGCUUCAUUGGCACUUCCGGCCAACUACAUGGCACAGGGAGCUGCAGACAUCGAUGAAAUUUCUCCCUUCCGCUUCUCACAGCAAGCUGCGCCUAGAACAGUAAAACAUGGCACACCCAAAGAUGAUGAAUUAGAAGAACUGGGUGAUGAAAUUGUAGAAAAAUGGAAAAAGCUUGGGCGUCGCCUAGAUGUCAGUGAUGCAAAGCUUCAUGAAAUAAAUCAAGCUCAUGACCAACUGUCUGAAAAGGGAUACCACAUGUUAAAACAUUGGAAACAAGAAAAAGGUCCUGCUGCGACUUACCAGGCUUUGUGUGAUGCGUUAAAACAUAAAUUUGUACAGCGCCAAGACUUGGCAGUACAGUUUUGUUACAUUAAUGCACCCGCUGAUCCAGUACCAGAAGGAACAGUAACAGGAGAAGUCUCUGGUGUUACUUCAAGAACACAUUACAACAGAGACUCCAGUGGAGUGAGAAGUGGUCCAAAACGGAAAAGCCGUGAACGAGGUAUGUUGUCUUGGAAGAUUCACUGUGUUAGUGCCACCAGCAGAAACUCAGAGGAGCAAGAUCCUCAAGAACAAAGUGAAAGGGUGAACAGAUACAUGGCACAGACGGCUGUUGACGUGGUCAUGAGGGGAACAUUUGAUCUCUCCUCUCUUGAAGGACUAGAAGCUUAUCACGCAUACUUAGUAGGAAAACUUUAUCUAUGGAAUGUAACCUUUGAGAGGAGUAGCAUCAAAACAACCGUCAAGUGCCGUAGCCUGGAGAUUCUUGAAGGCCUGUGGGAGGAUUAUUGCUCUGGUCGCCUCAAUGCAGAAGCCGAGAAGUGCCUCAUUACAGAGAAGGUUAAGGACGCGCUUGGUAUGGAGACUAUAAAGUUAGUAACCACUAUGAUGGAAGAAGACUACUUGGCUUGCAAAUUGUCUUUAAUGGAAGUUUCAGGUUCUUCUGAAGAAGUACCACAACUUGCGCUCAAUAUGGCUGACCCACAGCAAACUAAGGAGUACUUUGAACGUGCUCUAGACAUACAGCUGGAAAAGCUUGGGCCCGAGCAUAUUGACGUUGCGACUACGUACAACAACUUGGGUCUUGUACAGCGUGACAUGGGCAACCUGCAGCAGGCCAAGGAGUAUCAUGAACGUGCUCUAGACAUUGCACUGAAAAAGCUUGGGCUCGAGCAUACUCACGUUGCGGCUACGUACUACAACUUGGGUCUUGUACAGCAUCACAUGGGCAACCUGCAGCAGGCCAAGGGGUAUUAUGAACGUGCUCUAGACAUAAGACUGAAAACGCUUGGGCCCGAGCAUACUGACGUUGCGACUACGUACAACAACCUGGGUGUUGUACAGCAUGACAUGGGCAACCUGCAGCAGGCCAAGGAGUAUUAUGAACGUGCUCUAGACAUAGGACUGAAAAAGCUUGGGCCCGAGCAUACUCACUUUGCGACUACGUACAACAACUUGGGUGUUGUACAGCAUGACAUGGGCAACCUGCAGCAGGCCAAGGAGUAUCAUGAACGUGCUCUAGACAUUAGACUGAAAAAGCUUGGGCCCGAGCAUACUGACGUUGCGACUAUGUACUACAACUUGGGUGUUGUACAGAAUGACAUGGGCAACCUGCAGCAGGCCAAGGAGUAUUAUGAACGUGCUCUAGACAUUAGACUGAAAAAGCUUGGGCCCGAGCAUACUGACGUUGCGACUAUGUACUACAACUUGGGUCUUGUACAGCAUGACAUGGGCAACCUGCAGCAGGCCAAGGAGUAUUAUGAACGUGCUCUAGACAUAGGACUGAAAAAGCUUGGGCCCGAGCAUACUGACGUUGCGACUACGUACUACAACUUGGGUCUUGUACAGCAUGACAUGGGCAACCUGCAGCAGGCCAAGGAGUAUUAUGAACGUGCUCUAGACAUAAGACUGAAAACGCUUGGGCCCGGGCAUAUUGACGUUGCGCGUUUGUACAUUAAGUUGGGUGCUGUACAGCGUGACAUGGGCAAUCUGCAGCAGGCCGCGGAGUAUUAUUUGCUCGCCGAAGACGUUAGGCUUAAACAAUUUGGAACCGAGCAUAUAGACGUUGCGCCUUCUCACAUUAACUUGGGUGAUGUAUAACGUGACCUGGGUAGCCUGCAGCAGGCAUUGUAAAACUGAUCCGCAGCUGAAAAAGCUCCGAGCAUGUUGACGGCAACGAAAACGUCGCUUAACAACAGUUUUAAUGAGCUAAACAACGGCUGUGCACGUGCGUUAAAAUUCUUCGUACAUUUCUUUACCGUCCUAUUCCAAACAAGAACGUGAAAUAACCA
Orbicella faveolata is the source of this 2760-nucleotide messenger RNA. RefSeq lists its product as uncharacterized. The record is from RefSeq and is a predicted model, not a curated record. Lineage: Eukaryota; Metazoa; Cnidaria; Anthozoa; Scleractinia; Merulinidae. Gene Ontology annotation, molecular function: protein binding. Gene Ontology annotation, biological process: signal transduction.